Messenger RNA from Nezara viridula (southern green stink bug), 1923 nucleotides. The record is from the annotation of a GenBank genome assembly. NCBI's taxonomy places the organism in Eukaryota, Metazoa, Arthropoda, Insecta, Hemiptera, Pentatomidae.
CCACCAUUUGUGUCAUGAAAUUUGUGGUUAACUAACAAAGUUAAGCUUUUUGUCAACUCCAGUGGUAUAUAUAAAAAAAAAACAAUUUUUAUGGAAAUAACGUGUUUCAUUUCUAAGUGUUCGGCAUAUAUGCCAAUCGUAAUAAGUGUAGAUCAAUAACAUUUAUUUUAACCUUAUUCCUCAUUGGUUUAAGUUACAACGCUAAGGUUAGUUUUUGUAUUUGUCCUUUAGAGUUAAAUCGAAUUUGUUUUUAAGAGAAAUUAAUAUAUGAAUUAUUAUGGAGGGGGGUGAAGAUGUACAUAACAACAAUGAAGAUAUUGACGAUUUUUACGUUGUUGACUCCUGGAGUGAAAAAUCUAGCCGCCCUGACAUCAAAUUUAACUCUGUUGGCAACAAUAUUCUUUCUGGGAAAGACAAAUUAUCAUGUAGGAAACCUACUGAAGAUGAGAAAGGCUCUCAGUGUACCAAUGGACCUUGUAAGUCUACAAUUAUGGAGAGUUCUUCACGUCAUCUAGGAGGCAGAAGUAGAAGUCCUUAUACAAACUCUGCAAGUAGACAUCAUCCAGUUAGGGAAAACAUGAGGUUUCCCCCACGAGAGGGUGGUAGAAACCAUUCUCAUAUUGACAGUUUGAGAAAUGAUAAAAAUUGUUUUCAAGAUAAAAGACAUUAUGAGGGUAUAAGAAGAAACAGGCGAUCCAGGUCUAGAAGUAGAGAAAGGAAAAACUAUCGAAGACGAUCCUAUGAGCGCAGAUCAAGCCUUAGUCUUUCACCUCCACCUAAAAGAGAAAGUGGAAAUCAGAGCAGCAUGGAACCAAGAUCAAUGCCAUCUUACUAUCAAAGUUCUGGUGCUCCGAUACCACCCGAUCCUUCAUUCAUGAAUCCUAACCCUAAUCCUAAUUUUGGAUUUUCCACUUCUGGACCAGUGCAGUAUCCUAUAAAUCCUGCCUCUUCUAACACAUCUUAUGGUAGAUACCCUGGUUACAAUGUUCCAGCAAACAAUUUAUUUAACAGUGACCCUACUCAACCUCAGUCUUUCCAACCUCAAAUGCCUCAAAAUUUUCCACAAAAUCAGUAUCCCAAUCCUCCUCAAAACUAUAAUUUAUACAAUCCUGUAAUGCAAAGUAAUCCUCCUAAUCCAGUUUCAUAUCCAGCUACUUGGAACCAGUCCUCUACUGGAUUCAAUCAAAACUAUUCAGUGCCUACAUUAUCCUCUACGGAUGCAGUAAUGUAUCCUCACUUGAAAAUUGGGCAGUCUCGGGUGGACCGUUUUAAAAAUAGCCACCGAGAAACACUGAAUAGUUCAUCUCCACUCAGGCAGAGUAGAAGCUCCUUGGAAAAAAGGAUGCAUUCUACAUCCCGAUCACCUGAACCCAGAAAGCACAAAAGGAAGGCUUCCAAAAGAUAUAGUAGAUCACCUUCUUUGGAUCGUAAGUUUGAUGAUAACAAUAAGAGAUAUGCAAGGCAUAGCAAAUCCCCAGUUAAGUCCUUCAGGUAUGAUUCAAAAAAUCCUAAAGUAAUCAUUGACCCUAGUCGAAUCCCUACUCCUCCUCCACCCCCAAUUGUGGGAAGUUACAAGAAUAAUAACUCAAUAAAGUCAAUUGAGCUGAGGGCGAAAAAUGUAGAUCGGAGGUCUGAUGUCAACCCUCUUUCAGAUUUUCUGAAUAAGGAAAACGUUAGCCUUAGCUGUUUACUUGAAGCAGUAAUGGAAACAUCGGGAUAUUUCAUUAACAGUCGAAGUGAUGGACUCCAUGUUAAUAGUUAAUUUGAAGAUAAGUAAAGGAUCAAGGCUUUAAAAAACAAAAAAAUCUAUUUUAUUUAUUUAUUAUUUAUAAACAAAGAAAUAUAUUUUAUUUCUUAUCUUAUAAUAAAAGUUCCUUUAAAUAUCUAGUAAAAUUAAAAUUUGAUUUAUUAUAGUAUAUAUUA